This is a messenger RNA of Necator americanus (New World hookworm), 3279 nucleotides long. RefSeq lists its product as uncharacterized. The record is from RefSeq and is a predicted model, not a curated record. Gene Ontology annotation, cellular component: cell junction; cell projection; cortical actin cytoskeleton. The coding region runs from base 1 to 3279 and encodes 1092 amino acids. Gene Ontology annotation, biological process: actin cytoskeleton organization. Lineage: Eukaryota; Metazoa; Nematoda; Chromadorea; Rhabditida; Ancylostomatidae. The transcript has 22 exons. Gene Ontology annotation, molecular function: actin filament binding.
AUGGAGUGCCACGGGAUGCGCGGCGUCGAAUUGGUUCUCCGACGUCAUAAAGCGGAGAAGUACUUUGCAGACCAAGAACUUGGAGAUUCUCUCGAUCCGGUUGAAUCACUCAUCAAAAAGUAUCAAGAGUUCGAGAAAUCCUUGGCUGCACAGGAAGAGAAAAUCAAUGCUUUGGAUGAGAUCGCUACAAAGCUGAUACAGGCGAGUUCUUAUAAUCGGUGUAACUUUGAUCAACACUAUGCUGCUGAGGAUCUGUCCAGAAGACGUCAUGCACUUCUAGAUCGUCAUCGUCGUCUUAUGGAUCGGGCUGCUGACCGUGCGCGCCAACUUCAUGAGAACUACAAGAAGCAAACAUUCGAUCGCGACUGCGACGAGAUGGAGAAUACAGCUGUGGAUGACUCAUAUCUGAAUUCAACUAACGCCCUUGGAAAAUUGCAGAAGCACACAAACUUCGAGCAAGAGCUCAAGGCAAAUCGCAAUCGUCUGGAUGAGAUCAACGACACUGGUGCACAAAUAAUAGAAAGCGGCCAUCUAGAAGCUGAUGAUGUCCGCCGCCGUCUGCAGGUUGUUGAUGGACUAUGGAACGAACUAGUCGACGCGACCAACAAGAAGGGAGCAAAACCUCGCGAAUCUGACGAUGAGCAGCAGUUCAAUCGUAACAUUGAGGAUGUGGAGCUGUGGCUGAGCGAGCUGGAAGGUCAAGUUGCCUCGGAGGAUUAUGGGAAAGAUCUUGUUUCCGUACAGAACUUGCAAAAGAAAAUUGCGCUGCUCGAAAGUGACUAUCUUGCUCAUCAAGACCGCGUCGAUGAAAUUCUUAGAUUGGCCAAGAAGUUUGCUGAAGAGGAGCACUUUAACGCUCAUGUCAUUCUUCGUAAACAGGAAGCUUUGCAAACAAGAUUCAUGAACUUGCGCGAUCCUCUUGAGAAACGCAAGAACAAGCUGGGUGAAUCUCUCCAAGGUAAUCAACUCUUCAGAGACAUCGAGGAUGAACUGGCGUGGAUAAGAGAGAAAGAGCAGGUGGCCGGCUCCACUAAUCGAGGUCGUGACCUUAUUGGUGUCCAGAAUCUCAUUAAGAAACAGCAAGCACUGAUUGCUGAGAUCGCGAAUCAUGAGAGCCAAAUUGAUGCGGUUUGCAAAGCAGCCGAGGAUAUGAUCCAGCAGGGUCAUUUCCUUGCUCCGGAAAUUCGCGACAAGCUCGCUCAGCUCCGUGACAACUGGAGAAUCCUUAAGACGAAGGCUGAGAAACGCCGUCUUGAAUUGGAUGAUUCACUCCAAGCUCACCAAUAUCUUGCUGAUGCUAAUGAAGCUGAGUUGUGGAUGGUCGAAAAGGAGCCGGUUUUUGGUUCAGCCGACUAUGGAAAAGACGAAGAUUCAGCUGAAGCUCUUCUGAAGAAGCAUCGUGCUCUUAUGUCCGACCUUGAUGCUUUUAAAGGAACCAUUGAUGACCUGAGAAAGCAAGCUGCCCAGUGCAAAUACCAGGAGCAGCCUGUUGGACAGCUUGGUCGUGAUUGUGUUCUGGCCCUCUAUGAUUACCAAGAAAAAUCACCAAGGGAAGUAUCGAUGAAGAAGGGUGACGUGUUGACCCUGCUGUCGAAUAAGGAUUGGUGGGAGGUCGAAGUGAAUGGCCACCAAGGUUUUGUACCGGCUGCUUAUGUGAAGCGUAUUGAACCUGGAACUCCUCAUCAGCAUAGUCAGCAACAGGUGAACUCUAUCGGAGGGAAACAGAAUGAAAUUGAGGAUAAGUAUCAGAAGCUAAUGAUGCUAAGUGAAACUCGCAAGAAGAAACUUGAGGAAGCCUGCAAAGGAUACCAACUUCUCAGAGAAGCCAAUGAUCUGGCUGCAUGGAUCAAGAGCAGGGAGGUUGUUGCGGCUCAACAAGAGAUCGGUACCGAUCCUGAGCAGGUGGAGGUGUUGCAGAAGAAACUCGACGACUUUAAAGAUAACCUCAAGGAAAAUGAGGUUCGUCUCCAGGAAAUUAAUCAUAUUGCUACUGCCCUCAUGUCCGUUGGACCGACAGAGACUGCCGCACGCAUUCGCCAGCAAGUCGAAGAUCUCAAUGCUAGAUGGCGCGCACUCGAAGAGCAAACGGAGCAGCGUGAGCAGCAACUCGGCUCUGCUCACGAAGUACAGAGGUUCCACCGUGAUGUAGAUGAGACCAGAGGCUGGAUUCAAGAGAAGGACCAUGCGCUGGACUCGGACGAUUUCGGGCGCGACCUCCGCUCUGUGCAAGCUCUCCAACGCAAGCAUGAAGUUGUUGAAGAGGACCUAGCUGUACUGAGCGGCAGAAUCAAGAGUCUUGAUGAGAAGGCAAAUCGUCUUCGCCAAAGUCAUCCUGAAGCCGCUGAGCAAAUCUAUGAUCUGCAACGUGAGCUCAAUGAGCAAUGGAACAGGCUUACAGCCAAGGCAAACAACCGCGAAGAGAAGCUUAUUGACUCGCACGACUAUCAGUGUUUCCUGUCUGUUUAUCGCAAUCUCUUGCAAUGGAUCUCGGUCAUGAAUCGGCUAGUAAGCAACCAAGAGCUUGCAAACGAUGAUAACGACGUUAAUGGUACUGAAGCGUUAGUGAAAAGACAACAGGAAUAUCGUACUGAGAUCGACUCGCGCGCCGCAACCUUCCACGCUUUUGAGCAGUUCGGAAACCAACUUUUGAACAAUAAUCAUUAUGCAAGUAAAGACAUUGCUAAGCGCUUGAGCGAUGUGAAUGCUGCCCGCCAAGGACUUGAGGAUGUUUGGGUCGCGCGUCGCAAUGUUCUUGAUCGGUGUUCAGAGCCACAGUUGUCCUACAGAGAUUAUGAACAGCAAAGCGUAGAUGAGGAAUCUGUCGGCCAUCAAUCUCCACUCCCAUGUAGUCUCAUUCCAGCUUUCGUAUUGCGUUCCCAAGAGUGGCCAUGGAUAUCUCAAAAUGGAGAAAUUCUGCCAGUGAAGUUACUAGACAGCUCUCUUUCAAAGUACCUCUAUAUACUAAGCAGAGACACAUUGUUGUCCAAGGCCUCCAUGACCGCUUCCUUCCCAAAUGAGGAAACAACACCUCUAGUAGCAGAAUACUAUCCCAAUGGAAACAUCAAAAUAGUUCUCCACAAUUGUGGAACAUUAAAGACUGUAUUUUUUCCGGACGGAAGAAUAAAGGAAGAAUACGACAGGAACGGGACAUUGAAAGUAAAGUACAACGAAGACGAUGAGCCCAAAGAGGAAGAAGGUCAAAAUCACACUGGGCAGGAAAAUAGAAUUCUCUAUACAAUUGAAGAACUAUCGGAGGAUAGUACGAACAACAAUAUCUAA